This is a messenger RNA of Pogona vitticeps (central bearded dragon), 4466 nucleotides long. It is a transcript of the gene FER, whose product is annotated as FER tyrosine kinase. Gene Ontology annotation, molecular function: ATP binding; non-membrane spanning protein tyrosine kinase activity. Gene Ontology annotation, biological process: peptidyl-tyrosine phosphorylation; positive regulation of peptidyl-serine phosphorylation. Lineage: Eukaryota; Metazoa; Chordata; Lepidosauria; Squamata; Agamidae. The record is from RefSeq and is a predicted model, not a curated record.
ACCCUGAGUGACAAAGCAGAAGUGCAUCAAUGACUCUUGGCAGGCUUUUUGUUGACUGACAAUUAAUGUUUUACACGAUGUUUCAAUAAUGUUUUACAUCCCAGUUUUAAAUUCUCUGUAAUCAAGUCUUUUAGGUUUGCAUGAACACUUUCCCUAUAUCUCUAGCUCUGGAGUGUAUUCAGGCCCAGUUGUGAGCAAGAGGCAGACUGACUGAAGGAGCUGGAAGCAUGCUAGGCAGGAUUUGCAGGGGUAGAAGGUAUUGAAAGAACAGAAGCAUAGGAGGAAGUGAGCAAAGGACCAGGGUGCAAGUUUUGGAAAAAAACAACAACCCAGAUUUGUGGGAGAAAACUGCUUUUAAAGAUGUGUUGACCAGAAGAAUCUCACUAGUGGCCCUUGGUAAAACUAGUGCCUUAUAAAAGAUGGGGUUUGGAAGUGAUCUGAAGUGUUCUCAUGAAGCUUUGCUAAAACUUCAAGAUUGGGAGUUACGGCUACUGGAAACAGUGAAGAAAUUUAUGGCCAUGAGAAUAAAAAGUGACAAAGAAUAUGCAUCCACCUUGCAAAAUCUUUGCAGUCAGGUUGAUAAGGAAAGUGCUUCACAACUGGAUUAUGUUAGUAAUGUGUCUAAGUCAUGGCUUCUUAUUGUGCAGCAGACAGAGCAGCUUAGCAGGAUCAUGAAGACACAUGCAGAAGACCUUAAUGCUGGCCCAUUACAUAGGCUUACAGUGAUGAUCAAAGACAAGCAGCAGAUAAAGAAAAGUUACAUUGGUGUUCAUCAGCAAAUUGAGGCAGAAAUGUUCAGGGUUACAAAAACAGAAUUGGAAAAAUUAAAAUGUAGUUAUAGACAAUUAAUUAAGGAAGUAAAUUCUGCCAAAGAGAAGUACAAAGAAGCUGUGUCUAAAGGAAAGGAGACUGAAAAAGCCAAAGAUCGUUAUGACAAAGCUACUAUGAAGCUCCACAUGUUGCACAAUCAGUAUGUGUUGGCGCUAAAAGGAGCACAGUUACACCAGCACCAAUAUUAUGAUGCUACACUCCCUCUGUUCCUUGACUCAUUACAGAAGAUGCAAGAAGAGAUGAUUAAAGCACUAAAAGGAAUUCUUGAGGAAUACAGCCAGAUCACCAGUCUGGUAACAGAAGAAAUAGUGAAUGUUCAUAAAGAAAUCCAGACAUCUGUUGAGCAGAUAGAUCCUUCUUCGGAGUAUGAUAGUUUCAUAGAGGCCUAUAGGACAUCAGAUGUUGAACAACAAGAAAUAGAGUUUGAUACAUCUUUACUAGAGGAAAAUGAAAAUCUUCAAGCCAAUGAGAUUAUGUGGAAUAAUCUGACAGCUGAAAGUUUGCAAGCUAUGUUGAAAACAGUAGUAGAAGAACUGAUUCAAACGCAGCAGACACUUCUAAAUAAGGAGGAGCUGGUAUUAGAACUGGAAAAGAAGAUAGAAGAGUCUUCCAAGAUCUAUGAAAGGAAAUCUGAUGUUGUGCUUCUGCUCAGCCAAAAGCAAGCACUGGAAGAGCUAAAGCAAACUGUUCAGCAGUUGAAAUGCACUGAAGUCAAGUUUGCGGCACAGAAAGAACUUCUACAACAAAAAGUACAAGAAAAUGAUGGGAAAGAGCCCCCACCUGUAGUACAUUAUGAAGAAGAUGCUAGAUCAGUCUCUUCUAUGGAUAAGAAAGAAAAAGUUUCUAGGUUUGAUACCAUUCGGCACUCCAUUGCUGGAAUGAUAAGAUCUCCAAAGUCUAUGCUGGGCUCUUCAUCGUUCUUUGAUGUAAUAUCAACCAGCGAAAAACCCCUGGCAGAUCAAGAUUGGUACCAUGGUGCAAUCCCAAGAGUAGAAGCUCAAGAGUUAUUAAAACAGCAAGGAGACUUUCUGGUGCGAGAGAGUCAUGGGAAACCUGGUGAAUAUGUCCUUUCCGUGUUUUCAGAUGCACAAAGGAGACACUUCAUCAUACAGUAUGCUGAUAAUCAAUAUCGAUUUGAAGGAACAGGGUUUCCGACUAUCCCUCAGCUGAUAGAACAUCAUUACACAACGAAGCAAGUGAUUACAAAGAAAUCAGGGGUUGUUCUGCUGAAUCCUGUUGUUAAGGAUAAGAAAUGGAUUCUCAAUCAUGAAGAUGUCACACUGGGAGAAUUACUGGGCAAAGGUAAUUUUGGUGAAGUGUACAAAGGAACAUUAAAAGAUAAGACUCCUGUUGCUGUAAAAACAUGUAAAGAAGACCUUCCUCAGGAGCUGAAAAUAAAGUUUUUAUCAGAGGCCAGAAUACUCAAACAAUAUGACCACCCGAAUAUUGUAAAACUUAUAGGAGUAUGCACUCAAAGGCAACCUAUUUAUAUUGUUAUGGAACUUGUUCCAGGAGGUGAUUUUCUCUCCUUUCUAAGAAAGAAGAAGGAUGAGCUAAAAAUCAAACAGUUAGUGAAAUUUGCAUUAGAUGUUGCUGCUGGAAUGGCAUAUCUUGAAUCCAAAAACUGUAUACACAGGGACCUUGCUGCAAGGAACUGCCUAGUAGGAGAAAACAAUGUUCUGAAGAUCAGUGAUUUUGGAAUGUCUCGUCAAGAAGAUGAUGGUGUAUAUUCAUCUUCAGGAUUAAAACAGAUUCCCAUCAAAUGGACUGCUCCAGAGGCUUUGAACUAUGGACGAUUCACUUCUGAAAGUGAUGUAUGGAGUUAUGGAAUCUUCCUCUGGGAGACCUUCAGUUUAGGGGUAUGUCCAUACCCAGGAAUGACUAAUCAACAAGCACGAGAGCAGGUGGAGAAAGGUUAUCGUAUGUCAGCACCUCAGAAAUGUCCAGAGGAAAUCUAUAAAAUAAUGUUGCGGUGUUGGGAUUACAAUCCUGAAAUGAGACCAAAAUUCAGUGAAAUUCACAAAGAGCUCUCUGCAUUGAAAAAGAAAGUGACAUCAUGAGAAAACUAGCAGAACUCAAAACUCAAUGAGUCUUCUCUUUUUCCAGAAAAGUUAUAUUUUCUGUCAUGAACACUGCGUUUAUACUACAGUUCUUUCAAUAUUCUUCUACAAUUCUUUUUUUUUAAAAAAAAUGCUGUUUCUAUUCAAGUGUGUCUAAACAGGAAACUAUCAAAGAUAUUAUAUGUUAAAGAGAAAGUGCUCUGCCAAAUGUUUUAUUUCCAGUCAUAGUGUUGCUGUAAUGUUGCAUGUAAACAGGCAACGCAUGAUAUAUGAGCUGAUUUCAGAAACUCACACUUUUUCCUGUUUUGAAGCUUGUUUAUUGGUUUCUCAUUCCAGGGUCUCAGAGCACUAUAAAGUGGUGUGGUUUAUGUGCCAUUUCUGCAGAUCUUUAUAUGGAAGGCAGAGUUUUCUCUGUUGCCCUGAUUGAAAAGAUUAAACUGUGUUGUGCUCUAGGAAAAAAUACACAAAAGCCACCAGCUAAUGCUGUCCUGGAUAUGCAUUGAUUCUUACACUAAGAUUUGGUUCAACAGUUGAGGAAUGCAUACGCGUGUUUCUUGCAGAAACAUUUUAAAGCAUGAAAAUGAGGCACAGUUCUACAGAGAUCAUUGUUCAGAAAUCUGUGUGAGUUCUAGCUUCUGUUUGUGGAGAGUAGGGGUAAUAAAUCUAAAGCAGAGUCUAUGUGUGAUGCAACUGUCAAAAAAACUGCAGAUGAUCUGUCUUUUGGAAGGAUUGAGCUAUGGCAGUACACAGUUGUUUUGGAAGGUGCACAUUCAGAAAUGCUGUCAGUAAGAAACAUGCUUGAGAAUGAGAGUGGCAUAUAAUGAAGGUAACCAGUAGUAUUGAUUUUGGAUGGGGAAGGGAAAGUGAAUUUCCUGAUUGGCCUGUGAAUUGAUGUUUCUGUUCUAUAUGCAGCUAGAGCUAGGAAAAAAGGAAAAUAUAUUCUAUAAACAAUGUCCAAAGAAAGAUGGCAGUUUUUGGUAGCACACACAAAAAGGCCUAAUGGAAAAAAGAAAUGUUAUAUCCUGUAAAAUAGCAUCUGGCACACGAAACAGACUAUGAGGUUGAAAUGUUCAAUAGGAAUCCAUUUUUCUGUCUGUAUCUAAAUUCUCCCGUUUAUUCAGUGGACAGUUUGCACAAUCAGGAUGACAGAUAUGUGGCAAAAUAUGCCAUCUCUGGGAGUGGGUUAUUUCUGGAAUCUCUGCAAGGUACUUUUUUCUCUUAUAUUUCAUGAAUGGAUGGCCUGAUCCUUCAAUCUUGGAUCAAUACUUGACCAAUCCUGUUGCUGAAAUUUCAGCUUGCUUAUAAGAGACUGAAAAAGUGGCCAUAGCGUAUCACCAGGUUGCUUAGUCCCAGCCCAGAGGAAUGAAGUUGAGCCUUGAAACUGUAGUCCCUUUCCGCAGUAGGGCCAAAAUGUUGGGCAGAUCUUUGCAUUAUAUUAUUUGUUUGUGUUGUAGGCUGAUGUUUCCAGGCAGAGCACAUUUGUUCUUCUCUGUGUGUUUGUGGUAGUACAGAAUGGUGCUGUUGAGAAGGGUGUAUUCCACAUGUAGUCUAGGAAGGUCAUUAGCAUGAUGAUAA